AUUCUCUAGCCAAUGUCAAGGUUUGCAGUGAGCACUUCCUCCUCUACCCUGAUGUCCAGGAUCUUGCCUACUAAGGUCUCCAAGGGCGUGACUUACAGUAUGUCUGUGAUUGUUCCUGACCAUUUGGCUAACCCUUUCCACAUGUCUGGGGACGUGGAUUUCUUCUUGCUCAGAGAUCAGGAGCGGAAUAAGUCUCUCUCAGAUCGGGAGCCGAAGAAGACUCUGCGAGUGCACGAAAAAAUGACCUACUCGUCCAAAAUGUCGGCCAAGCACACCGGCUUGUGGCGCCAGCUGCAGCUGGAGGACGAGACGGAGGACCAGGAGGCGCGUGCCGAGCAGCUGCGCACCUUCCACGACCACACGGCCUGGAAGCUCUCCAUGACCCAAGAAAGGAAGACGGAGCCUGAAAACAUAAACAGCUACAUAAACCAGAAGCGGCAAAUGUUCCUCAUCCAGUAUGCCCUGGAUGUGAAGCGGAAUGAGAUCCAGCGGCUGGAGAGGCUGGCAACCAGGGAGGAGGCCGAGCUGAAACGGGCAGAGAGGCUCCUGGAGAAGGACGCUGCUCUGUUUGACGAGUUCCUCAGGGAGAACGACCACGGCUCUGUGCAGGCCCUGAGGCUGGCAGAGAAGGAGUCCAAAGCAAAAAUGGAGAAGAUUGUCCAGGUCCGCGACCUGACCACCCAGAUUAUGGACAUCAAAAGUGAAAUCUCCAAAUCUGAAGACACUCUGCAGCGUUACAAGGUCUACAAGGAUUUCCUGUACAAGCUGUCACCCAAGGAGUGGCUGGAAGAACAGGAGAGGAAGCGCUCGGCUCUCAAAAAGGCCAAGGAGGUGGUCACAGCCUUCAAGGAGAACUUGCUAUUCUCCAAGCUCAGGGACAAAGGUAGCAGGAAAGAGGGCAUGCCCGGGUCCCCCCAGGCCCUGCGUCCAGCUGGCGUCUGGGCCACAGGCUCCGCCCCUUCCAUUCCUUGCAGAGUCCCAGCCUGGCCAUGGCCACCCUCCAUCUGGGACCCCUCUCUUGCUUUCCGUAGGACUAGGGGUUAAGGGCAAGACGGACUCCAGAGGUCCAGCUCUGCCCUCCCUGUGCAGGAGGACCCAGACAGUGAUGGGGAGGAGCUGGAGCUGUACUUCACAGAGCCCCAGCAACUCCUGGAUGUCUUCAUGAAGCUGGAGGAGCAGAACCUCUCAUUGGUCCAGAACACCCAGGAGAUGGAGGAGACAUUGGAGGAACUGAACUUCACCCUGAAAAACACUCAGAUUCGCAUGGACAGGGAGGUCAACCAGCUGAGGCAGUGGAUCACCACCCUGAUGACGGCCAUCGCCAAGGAGGAGGAGACAGCUGCCGAGCUGGAGCUCAAAGCCCGUGUCUUCCAUUUUGGCGAGUACAAAGGCGAUCAGGAGGACAAGCUGCUGGAGAGUCUGAACCACAAGGUGCUGGACGUGUACCGGCACUGUGUCGACAGCCAGCAGGAGUCCAGGCUGGGCACCGUGCAGAUGCUGGCCACCAUUGAGCACCAGCUGGAUGAGCUGCUCGAGAGCCUGGAGCGAGUGCCCCAGGUCAGGAUCGAGCAGGCAGAGAAGGCCAAGGAGAAGGAGCGGCGUAUGAGGCUCCGGGAAGAGAAGGUCAAGUUGCAGAAGCAGCUGCAGGAGGAGCGUUUGCAGCGGGCACAGGCCCGGGCCCAGGCCGAGGUCAAGAAGAAGAGAGGCAGGAGACUGGUGAGCCGCUCCCGGCCACCCGCCCUGAGAAGUGCGGAGAAGUCUGAGCACGGGCUGAUGGACAAGGAGGAGGAGGAGCAGCUGUAUUUCUUCACUUAGCCUGCAGCUGCCAGCCCAGCUGCCUGGAAGGGCAGACCGUGGGGAUGCAGAGAUAGGCCCCGGUCGGGCCAUCGCUUCGCCCCCACACAUCGUACUGCUUGUGCCUUCGCUCGUGAAAUAAACUCCCUGUCUCCCCGCUGCCAUGAAGCCUGUCUAAGGAGGAGCCCAGUCUCCGUGUAUCAGCCUUCCAUGGGUCAUUCGAGCCCAGCAGACGCCGAGGGGUGGGCCACCGUGGGCCUUCCCGCAAACAGCUGCCGAGACGAAAGCCAGCUGGGCACAGAUCACAUUUCUACCCCAGGUGAGGUCGGAAUCUGCCCCACUUCCAGCCAGGCCCCAGUUCCAUCUUCUUGGGAGGAUGUUUGAGUAGCUCAGAGACGGUGAGUGAGAACUGUAAGUCGAAUGGAGCAGAACACGUGUCUGCGGAGUAUUAAUUGCAGACCGUGAGUGUGCCAGAGUGAACGUGUUAGAGAACGUGCUUCUGAAGCGUGGGAGUCGGAUUGUUCAGAAAGAGUGUCUAUGAGAGGCUGGUCCUUUGCACACAUCGUCUGUCAACAGUGGUGGUCACGUGCACACAGGAGGCACAGCUGAACGGUGUUGAGUGAGUGGUGGGGUGUGGAGGCUGGGUGGCAGAGUGGAGGUGGGAAGAGUGGUUGUUGAAGAACCCACAGUGCGUGCACAGAGUCCGAGACUCCAUCUGGCAUGGCGUCCUCACUGGGCGAGAAUGGCUGGGGAACAGGAGGACACCAGGUGGGGCUGGACCUCAGGGGAUCUGCAGAACAGCCCUGUCCCUGUGUCUUUCCCCCAGGAAGGGACACCCAGAACUCUGAGAGGAGAACCCUUAGGGGAGAGGUCCCUGGGUGGCACAUAGGCCUGCUUGCGUAAUGUUAUUUUAGGGUCCAUUGUGUUAAUGU
Molecule: messenger RNA, 2726 nt
Organism: Camelus dromedarius (Arabian camel)
Lineage: Eukaryota; Metazoa; Chordata; Mammalia; Artiodactyla; Camelidae
Gene: CFAP100
Product: cilia and flagella associated protein 100
Exons: 14
Cellular component (GO): ciliary basal body
Source: RefSeq, a predicted model, not a curated record